UUACUGUAUUUAGAAAUUAUUUAUGUAAUUUUUUUUUCUCCUCAGCGCAUUGUUCGCUUCGUCAGCAACACCGGAAGGCCAGAUUACUUAGGGAGCAAGUCGCAAUCAACACAAAUCAUCGGCUGAGCAAAAUGGAAAACACAGAUUAGACAAAGACUGACAAAAAACCAAGUUGAUUAAGAAAAAAAAGACAGAAAUUAAAGAGAAUGUCAGGUAAAGGAAGAGCUUGGUCCGAUACGACGCCGCUUCUCCGCCAACUACAACAACCUCAUCCAAAAAUCCGUUCCCCAUCCUCUCCCUCCGCCUUUUCCCACAGCAUCUCAUCCCCUUUAUUCCUUGAAAUGGCCGCCGCUAUCUCCUCCUCCUCCGCUUCCCCUCGCUCCGUCUUCCUCGGCGUCGACGUUGGCACCGGCAGCGCCCGCGCUGGUCUCUUUGAUGAGAAAGGGAAGCUUCUCGGAUCUGCUAGUAGCCCAAUACAAAUAUGGAAAGAAGGUGACUGCAUUGAGCAAUCUUCAACCGACAUCUGGCAUGCAAUCUGUUCAGCUGUGAAAUCAGCAUGCACUCUUGCAAACAUUGAAGGGGAAGAGGUGAAGGGCAUCGGAUUUGCAGCUACUUGUUCUCUUGUUGCUGUGGAUGCAGAUGGCUCUCCUGUCACAGUUUCUCAUAGUGGUGAUUCGAGGAGAAAUAUUAUAGUUUGGAUGGACCAUAGAGCUGCGAAACAAGCUGAGAAGAUUAAUUCUCGUAACUCACCGGUGUUACAAUACUGUGGUGGAUCUGUUUCACCAGAGAUGCAGCCACCAAAGCUUUUAUGGGUGAAAGAAAAUUUGCAAGAGUCUUGGGCAAUGGUAUUUAGGUGGAUGGACUUGAGCGAUUGGUUGUCAUACAGAGCAACAGGAGAUGAUACACGAAGUCUAUGCACCACAGUAUGCAAAUGGACAUAUCUUGGUCAUGCACACAUGCAACAGAUGAAUGAGAAAGAUUCUCGAGACAUGGAAGCUUGCGGAUGGGAUGAUGAUUUUUGGGAGGAGAUUGGCUUAGGUGAUCUUAUUGAAGGCCAUCAUGCUAAGAUUGGGCGAAGUGUAGCUUUUCCUGGUCAUGCUUUGGGUUCUGGGCUUACUCCUAGUGCUGCAAAGGAACUGGGUCUGCUAGCUGGAACACCUGUGGGGACAUCGCUGAUUGAUGCUCAUGCUGGGGGGGUGGGGGUAAUGGAAAGCCUACCCGAGACAAAUUCUGAACCUGAAGAGAAUGAUAAUGAAGCUAUAUGCCAUCGUAUGGUGCUGGUCUGUGGGACUUCUACUUGUCAUAUGGCUGUAUCACGGGACAAGCUGUUUAUUCCUGGGGUCUGGGGACCAUUUUGGUCAGCAAUGAUACCCGAGUACUGGCUAACAGAAGGGGGGCAGAGUGCUACUGGUGCAUUAUUGGAUUACAUAAUUGAAAACCAUGUUGCUUCUCCUCGACUUGCAAAUCGUGCUGCCUCUCAAAAAAUUUCCCUUUUUCUGCUACUGAACAAUAUGUUAGAAUCAUUGAUGCGUGAGAUGCAGUGUCCAUUUAUUGCUGCUUUGACUGAAGAUAUACAUGUUCUUCCUGACUACCAUGGAAAUAGAUGGCACAGGUCUCCCAUUGCAGAUCCAAAAGCAAAAGGAGUAGUUUUUGGAUUGACUCUUGACACUAGUGAGAAACAGUUGGCUCGUAUAUACCUUGCCACGAUGCAGGCUAUUGCGUAUGGUACACGUCACAUUGUGGAGCAUUGCAAUGCCAAUGGUCAUAAGAUUGACACAUUACUUGCUUGCGGUGGCCUCUCAAAAAAUGCCCUUUUCAUUCAAGAACAUGCAGAUAUUAUUGGUUGCCCUAUUAUACUUCCACGUGAAAGUGAGUCGGUUCUCUUGGGGGCUGCUAUUCUUGGUGCAGUUGCUGCAAAGAAGUAUACUUGUCUCAGUGAGGCCAUGAAAGCACUCAAUGCAGCUGGUCAGGUCAUUCAUCCAUCAAAAGAUCCAAGGGUGAAGAAGUACCACGAUGCCAAAUACCGUAUUUUCCGUGAACUUUACGAGCAGCAGCUGUCACAGCGCUCAAUUAUGGCUCAAGCUUUGGCAUAGUUAAUUUGCUACUUGGUUGCAACUCGUGAACUUCAAUUGUGGCUUUUGGUUCUAACAAAAUGGCUGCAUGUUAAAUAAGUGGGAUAGUGUAAAAGUUACUGGAUUACUUGUAAAGAUCCACUGUAAAUCAUUGGUUUUGUUUUUGCAUGUGAAGAUUAGUACAGACAAGAGGGCCCCGAAUUCCUUCAGCUUCCUCUUGGUCGUUGCAAUGUUCAUUCUCCGCUAAGUGGAAGCUGAAUGCUUAAUAAUUCAUAUAUGAUAUUCU
This is a messenger RNA of Durio zibethinus, 2358 nucleotides long. The record is from RefSeq and is a predicted model, not a curated record. NCBI's taxonomy places the organism in Eukaryota, Viridiplantae, Streptophyta, Magnoliopsida, Malvales, Malvaceae.